AUGGAGGAGCCCAACGACACCUCCAAGUCUGAGGCCUUGGCCCGAAGCGAUGCUGUUCAUGCCGACGACGAAUUUCCAGAAAACCAACCUGCCGAUCAUUUUCCCAAAUUCGGGGAACUCCCAACAGAACUCCGCCUUCUCAUCUGGGAGCAGGCAUUCCUGGAAGAGAACUUCCGCUUCCGACGCCCCUUCCCCCUCGGCUCCGUCCAGAGAUUCCGGUUCGACCUGAGGCGGGACCCGAACAGGGUGAAGCCCGGCCGCGACGGGUCCCGCAGCGGGUGGGUCGCCUGCUUCACGCCGCUCAGCAUCAACACGCGGCCCUACUACAAGUUCCUGCGCGCCAGCUCCGAGACCCGCAAGUGGAUGGCGCGCCUGCUCGGCAUGUCGGUGCUGACCGUCCACGAGCUGGAAUACGACGCCGAGGGCCAGCCCGUUGGGUCCCCCCGCAAGCGCCACAUGCCGUACAGCUUCGACAGGGACGUCUUCUGCGUGGAGGCCAUCUCGCACGGGGUCGACCUGGCCCUGCGCCACACCAAGGGCGCAGACGGAAAACAACACCGCCUGGCCGAGUACCUCGACGACGCGCUCGGGCUGCGCUUCGCGCCGCGGAUCAAGCGCCUCGCCAUCAUCCCUCAUCACUUGGACAUGACCUCCUUCCGCCAUCAUUUUUUUGGGCACAGGAAGAGCCGCAGGAUGGGCGACAUGGUCGCGCUGGCCAAGCGGUUCCCCUCGCUGGUGACGCUCCGGUCCGCCAUCCCGCAGUUCGACCGGGGGGAGGUCGUCUUCGGCCUUGAUAAGCACCGUGAGAAGUUUCCCCGUCCCCCUAAAGAUGGCUAUUUCCAGUGGGUGGGCGCCAGCCUUCGUGGGCGUGGUCAGGGCGGGCCGACCAGGAUGUCCGAGGAGGACCGGCAUGAACUGCCUAUCGGAGAAUAUUUCUUCGGCCCUCCUACCAUCAUGGUCAUCGCGUAA
This is a messenger RNA of Diaporthe batatas, 969 nucleotides long. RefSeq lists its product as uncharacterized. The transcript has 2 exons. Bases 1 to 969 code for a protein of 322 amino acids. The record is from RefSeq and is a predicted model, not a curated record. Lineage: Eukaryota; Fungi; Ascomycota; Sordariomycetes; Diaporthales; Diaporthaceae.